Molecule: messenger RNA, 579 nt
Organism: Debaryomyces fabryi
Lineage: Eukaryota; Fungi; Ascomycota; Pichiomycetes; Serinales; Debaryomycetaceae
Exons: 1
Coding region: 1-579 (192 amino acids)
Source: RefSeq, a predicted model, not a curated record
AUGCUGAAUCAUACUGGAUUAGUAGGGAACGGGUCCGACCAAGAUAAACAACGUGCUAAGGAUAUAGCAAUAAGUGACUUGACGAGGUCUGGGGUGGUAGACGUUGAUGUGAUCGGAGUGGCAUUUCGUAGGUUCAAUGGAAGCACUGAUUUGCAGAGUAUUACGUGGCGGAAUCAAAGCGCUCUAAGUCUUAGGUCUAUUAAAUACCUGACGACACUGUUUACAGUUUGGGCUUUAGGUCUCACAACAAACUAUGCCUUGAGGUCAUUCCAGGGAACUAAUGAAUGGAAGUGCCAUCUGUCAUUAGAUGAUGAUGGCGAUAUCCCUGAAGAAUUUUACGGUUAUGCCGGUGAAAUGGCAUGUACUGCAUGUUUUUACACAAACCCUGAUUGCUAUGGCCCUGGCUAUAAGGGUUAUGAAUUCUACUACGAUGAGGAAUACAAAAUGGCUGACAUUGGUAGUUAUGACUCAGUAUAUGUUAAAUGCAGACAGGGCACAAGCGGGCCACCUAGUCAUCACGACUGUCCAGGAGCUACUAGCGCUGCAGAAUUAGGGUCAAUUUAUUAUGGGUACGAUUAA